AGUGUCGGUCAAUUACUAUAAGGAAAAGGAAGUUUUUCUUUUGACACAGUCUAGUUAUUUUAAGAAUCGAUGUCAUAUUUAAUAAAUUAUUGUUCCAUGUACAAUCUCAACUUUUAGACAAUCUUAUCUUUCUGUUUGCAAAGAGAUUUCUGGAGUUAAAUUUGUUGCCAUGCCUCAAAUAAGUAGCCAGUUAAAUGGCACCCCAGAUCAGCAGGGCGAUUUUCUAAUUGAUACAAAUUUUAUUGAAAAUACAGCAAAUAAUGAAGGAAACAGUGUGAUCUCAUCAGUUGAUUAUGGCAAAGACAAUGAAAAUGAUCUUCUCAUCAACGAUUUCCAACCCAAAGACAGAUACUUUGCUGUUUACAUUUUGUUCUAUUUACUUGGAAUGGCAACUUUGUUGCCUUGGAACUUCUUUAUUACUGCAAAUGGGUACUGGAUGUACAAACUUAGAGAUUUAAACACAACCUCUUCUGGAAAUGCUUCCCAUCUCUCUCCUUUGCAACUUGGGUUUACAUCCUACUUGUGUGUUACUUCACUGGUCCCUAGUACAGUGGUUCUAGUCCUAAAUGCUUUCAUUGGGCAUAAAUUUUCUUUCAAGAUCCGAAUUGCUGGUGGUCUGUUUGGUGUUGUUUUGCUGUUUACUUUUACAACAGCACUUGUUGAAUUGGAUACAGAUGCAUGGCAGAUGUCAUUCUACUUUGUAACUUUAGUAAGUGCUUUCUUCAUAAAUGUUGUCAGUUCCAUAUUCCAAGGUGGAGUGUGUGGCCUUGCUGGAAAGUUCCCUAGUGGUUACGUCAACGCAGUUAUAAGCGGUCAAGCUCUAGGUGGUAUAUUUGCCGCACUCGCCAAUAUAAUAUCUAUCGCCCUUGGAGCAUCGCCGACUCAGAGUGCCUUCAUAUACUUUUUGGCAGCUGACGUGACUCUCGUUUUAUCGUUCUGUUUGUACAUGGUCCUGUCAUCGACAGAUUUCUUUUUAUUUUACUCGAGUUCUGAAAGAGUGCCCUCUAUUCAAAAUGAUUUCGCAAAAGAAUGUGAUCUCAUGGAAGAGCAAGAAGACGAAGUACUAAUCGUUGACACAAGAAUCUCUUACCGCAGAAUUAUUAUACAGAUUUGGCCAUAUCUCUUCUCUAUCACGCUAGUUUACGUUGUUACUUUGUCACUUUUUCCUGCCGUUAGCGUGUUGAUACGGUCCGCUAGUAGUGGCCACGGUUAUCUUUGGAAUGAUGUUUAUUUUACGCCCGUUGCCUGUUUCCUCCUCAUGAGUGUUGGUGAUUACGUCGGUCGUACAUCAGCUGGGAUUAUACCAACGCCGGCCAACAUCCGGAUGUGGACGUGUGUGCUGUCUGUGUUGCGAUUAGGAUUCAUUCCACUGAUGAUCAUGUGCAACGCUCAACCGCGUCUUCAUCUGCCUGUCUUGAUUUCGAACGAUGCUGGAUUCGUUUUUGUGAUGGCCCUUUUUGCCUUCUCUAACGGAUACCUCAGUGUCAUUCCAUUUGCGCAGGCACCCAAGUGUGUGAUGAGAGAAGAACAAGAAACUGCUUCCUCUUUGAUGGCAGCUGGUCUUGGCAUCGGUUUGGCGGUCGGCGGUGCUCUCAGUAGCGUUAUUGUUCGGAUUUUGUGAUUUUGGCGUGUGUUUUUGUAGUUUUGAGCCCUCGGUAGUUAUACGGCGGUUGGUGGACACCACGACCAGUUCUUUGAACAUAGCCUGCGGCAAAGCACGGGCAUAGCCGUACCCUCCUCUGUCUAAUUAUGACAUUAUGGUCUUUCUUUUCUCUCGUAUAUACUCUCUCAUUCCUUUGUACUGAACUCUGUUCGCCUUUAUUUUUUCAGUAUAAUAGCUCGCCUCUA
Messenger RNA from Daphnia pulicaria, 1848 nucleotides. Its product is annotated as equilibrative nucleoside transporter 1-like. The transcript is spliced from 12 exons. Gene Ontology annotation, biological process: nucleoside transmembrane transport. Gene Ontology annotation, cellular component: plasma membrane. The coding region runs from base 170 to 1621 and encodes 483 amino acids. Lineage: Eukaryota; Metazoa; Arthropoda; Branchiopoda; Diplostraca; Daphniidae. Gene Ontology annotation, molecular function: nucleoside transmembrane transporter activity. The record is from RefSeq and is a predicted model, not a curated record.